Molecule: messenger RNA, 307 nt
Organism: Paramecium sonneborni
Lineage: Eukaryota; Ciliophora; Oligohymenophorea; Peniculida; Parameciidae
Source: the annotation of a GenBank genome assembly
AAAUGAUUGAAAAUAACAUUUUAACAAUGACAAGUUGAGGUAAUCAAUAUAUUAGAUUUUUAGAAGGAUGAUAAAAUAAUGUUUAUACAUUGGAAUUAUCUUAUUAAUCAUUGCUAAUAAAACUAAAGGAUAUGUGGAUGACAGUUGCAUAAUGAUUAAAUUUUAAAUAAAACAUGUGAAGUAUGGGUAUCGGAAUAAACCUUUUUAAGAAUCUAAUAACAAAUAAAUAUGCAUUGUAUAACAUGAUCACAUAUUUAAAUAAAGAUUAGAAGUAGAUUGAAUUAAUGAUUAAUGAUCAAUGACAAGG